GACUAUGACUCCUCAGCUGGCCCAGGCCCUGGGGAAAACACUAACCCCUCAGCAGGCCCAGGCCAUGGGGACCACUGUUACCCAUCAGCAGGACCAGGCUGUGGGGACCACUCUUACCCAUCAGCAGGACCAGGCCAUGGGGACCACUCUUACCCAUCAGCAGGACCAGGCUGUGGGGACCACUCUGACCCAUCAGAAAACCCAGGCCCUGGGGACCACUCUUAACCAUCUGCAGGCCCAGGCCGUGGGGACCACUCUGACCCAUCAGCAGGACCAGGGCAUGGGGACCACUCUCACCCCCCAGCAGGCACAAGCGGUGGGGACCACUCUUAACCAUCUGCAGGCCCAGGCUAUGGGGACCAUUCUUAUUAAUCAGCAGGCCCAGGCUGUGGGGACCACUCUGACCCAUCUCCAGGCACAGGGCAUGGGGACUACCCUUACCCAUCAGCAGGCCCAGGCCCUGGGGACCACUCUGAGCCCCCAGCAGGCCCAGGCCCUGAGGACCACUCUUACCCCUCAGAAAUCCCAAGCCCUGGGGACCUCUCUGACCCUGCAGCAGGCCCAGGCUGUGGGGACCACUCUUACCAAUCAGCAGGCCCAGGCCCUGGGGACCUCUCUGACCCCCCUGCAAGCCCAGGACCUAGGGAUCACUGAGGCCCAGGCCCUGAGGACCACUCUGGCCCCUCACCACACUCAGACUCGGGGGGCCAACCUUACCCCUGACAAGGCCCCUCCUACUCCAGGGCAGCCCCUUGAGCUGGAGGCAGUGAGGCCAAAGCAGGACUUUCCUCAAACUGCCUGGCCACCUCCAGCAAUGAAGGCCCCACUCACUCCCAGGUGGCCUAUUAGAUCUGGAACAACAUCCACCUGGAAAAAGAGCCCGGGUCUCCAUGGUCCUCUCUCUCCUGGCCAGUCCUUGGCUCCUGGGCCGCCUUCCUUCCCUGGAGCGCUCUUGGAGUCUGGACCUUCCUCUGCACAGCCUCCGGCACACCAGCCUCCUGUCUCCACUGGGCAGCCCCCCUCUCUCCAGGCCUCUUCUGCCCUUGCACAACAUCUGGCACCACCGACCCUUCCUGGAGAAACUUCUCCAUCAUGGAUUGCUCCCAGCUCUGGGCAUCCCUCCACAUCAUGGACCCACUCAGCUGCUGGAAUGCCCCAGAAAGGUGUGGCCUCUUCUGGGAGGAAGAAAGGACUGGUAAGGAUUGCUUCCCAGAAAUUGGUCCAACCCAGUCCUCCGGGUUGGAAGAGAGAUCUCACUCCAUUCAUUGCCAGCAAGCCUUCUGCAGAAACCCAAACACCUCGGGAGUCUUCACCCAUGGAGCUUCAGUCCCAUCUCUCCAGCGACAGCAUACCAACAUCAUGCAUCACUUACACCGAUGGGGGGACCCUGCACUCUCUGCAGAAGCCUAAAACAUCACUGCCUUCUCUCGCUCCUCAACUAACACCAGCAUCACAGGUCCCUUUCACUAAUGAGGGGGUCCUGCACACUCGACAGAGGUCGAGAAUGGCCCUGCCUUCCAUCACUCCUCAACUGUCCCCGCCGGCACGGGUCCCUUUCACUAAUGAGGAAAUCCUGCACACUCAGCAGAAGCCUAGAACAUCACUGCCUUCUGCCACUCCUCAGAUAUCCAAGACAUCACAGAAACCUCUUUCUCAGUGGGCCUCGAAAUCCCAAUACCUCUCUCUAGAUAAACCACGGUUCAUGAAGCCAGUUUCAGACAUCAACAAAGACAAAAUGAUGGUGCCCCCUUCCUCUCCCAAAGAGCUUGAAGGGAGGAUGUGUUUUGUUGACGUGGAGACUCAGAGGAAGAACCUGAUGCUAUUGAAUCAGGCCUUAACAACUAAUGGACUCCCUUCCCCGCUCCACACAACAGCUAGGAAUCUCAUCAUCGAGACCCUUCACACAGACCAGGUUCGGCUAGGAUACCUGUUCCACAAGUACACUGCCCACAGGCUGAUCCAGCGCUUCAGAAACUACAUAAUCUGUCGAGUGAAAGCCACCCGAAACACUGGGAAAGGUUAUGAGAUGCAGAAACUCUAUGUCAUGCUGAGCAAAAUUGAUGGCUAUCAGAAAAGAGUGAUGCAUGUCUGGACUGAGAAGCAGAAGCUUCUGGAAGAGAAACGGAAUCAAUGCCUGAGGAAAAUGAUACCUUUAUUUGGCCAGCUCCAAGAGACAUAUAAAUUGAAUCUUAGUCGACCAAUUCCUUUGCACAUCCAUAAAAAGGAGAUACCUUCCUCUAGAGAAUUUGUUCAACAGACAUUCCAACAACAGACAUUCCAACAGCCACCAGCAGACGAGGAUAUGCAACCUGUCAAGAAUAUUAGACACCAAGAUGACCAGAUGGAUGCCAUCUGGAAAACUGAUAUAUGCGAUUCAAGCUACCCAAUAACAGAGAAGACACCAACAAAUAUACCCUGGGACCAGUUGGGUGGAUAUCCAGACAUUCCAAGGCUGCUCGAGUUAGAUAUCCAGUCUACCUUCAGGAAAUCUCUCGCAUCCAUUAAAACACAGUUAGGCUUGGGAGCACCCUGGAAAGUAGGUUUUUCAUCAUCUGGCUUUUGUUUCCCUAACCUUUCUCCUGUGGCACCAGGCAGUUGCCAAAAGUAAGAGUUUGGUGUGUCACAGACAUGAGGAUUUCAUUUCUGAAAAAUAUAAAACCAACCAACCAACCAGACAUCUGCAGAGUCAGCUUAACCCACCGUACUGCAAUGCCAACUCCCAGGGUCAGGCAUUUUAGAUGCAGAAGUUAAGGGGAAGCAGAAUUUCAGAUAUGUUCCUGUGCCACAUCACAGACACAUGAAACAGACUGUCAACUGCAGAGUUUCCAUGCUGAAUCGAAUCAGGAAAAUCUUACCAAAUAGGGUGAGAUCAGGGCUCUGAGAAUGACUGUCUGCCAUUUCUCUUUUCACUCAGCCUGUGUCUCUGUGACUCUUUGGCUCUUGGAAUUUUAUCAUUAAAUCUUUGUUGAAAACUCACAGCUGGCACAUAGUAUGCUACAUCAAAAUCCUUUACUUCCCUAUAUAGGUCUUAGCUGGGGCUUUGCAUUAUUGAAACUAAGUAUAUGAUAAUCUUAAUUUUCAGAUGUUUGCAUUGACUUGUUAGAACAUUUGCCUUCUACUUUAAAAAGCUACUUCAGAUACAAAUUAUAAACUAGAAAGUUGGCUGGUGAGUACAGAAUCAGGGCAGAUACUAAUCAUGGGACAUCAAUAUGACUGGGACUUAAGAUCACGAUUUCGAUUUGUCUCUGCUGCAAGGAUGUACCUGACAUGCACCCUGGCCCUGCAUGCUGCUUGUGGACAACCCGAGACAACUCCCUGAACCUGUCUUGUUCUCAUGCUGACCCGUCUGCCACUGCAUGUCCUUGUUUGCUUUCCUUAAAUAACUGAAAUUAUUUUGUUUUGCUAAAAUGAAAUUUCUUUUUUCAGAAUAUACACUAGGUAUGUUUUAACAAACAACUUUCAGGAAAUACAUAAAAUAUAAGCACGGAAAAAGAAGAAAAACUACAGGCCUUUGGCACAGUAAUUAAGAAGCUGCUUGGGACGCCCCCAUCCCAAAUGCUGGUCACUGGGUUUGAGCUGCAUCUGGAGUUCCAAUUCAGACUCCUGCUAAUGCACAUCCUGGGAGGCAGCAGGUGCUGAUGGCUCAAGUAUCUGGGUCCUUGCCACCCAUGUGGGAGAACAACAUUGAGUUCCCAGCUCCUGAUUUAAGCCUGACCCAGCCUUAGGUUGUUGUGGGCACUGGAGUACUAAAUCAGUCUGUCUCUCUCUCUCUACCUUUCAAACAGAUGAAAGUAAAUAAAUGUUAAAAGCAAAUUUGUCGGGACCAGUGCUGUGGCUCACUUGGUUAAUCCACUGCAGUGACGGCAUCCCAAAUGGAUGCCGGGUUCUAGUCCCGAUUGCUCCUCUUCCAGUCCAGCUCUCUGCUGUGGCUUGGGAGGGCAGUGGAGGGCCUUGGACCCACAUGGGAGACCAGAAAGAAGCACUUGGCUCUUGGCUUCAGAUCGGUGGAGCACCGGCCAUAGUGGCCAUUUGGGGGAUGAACCAACAGAAGGAAGACCUUUCUCUCUGUCUCUCUGUCUAUAACUCUACCUGUCAAAAAAACCCAAAAAGUAAAUUUGUCACUAAAACAUCACUGUAUAGUGAUAUUGUUGUUUUCUCUCCUUCUCCUUCUUAAAGCUUUUUUUAGCCAGCACUGUGUCUACCAUGUAGUUGACAGUAUCUAGCUGACAAUGCAAAACAUUAAUAAUACAUUUAAUUAUUUCGCAUUGCUCUUGAAAAUAGUAGCUGUAUAUACUUAUGCAGUACAAUAUGAUUGUUCAAUAUAUGCAUAUAUUGGGGAAUGAUCAAAUCAGGCUUAGUAUCACAUGCAUCCACAGACACAUCAUUUCUUUGUGGUAUAGAAACUUAAAAUCUACUCUUUCAUGGUAGGCAGUGUGGCACAGCACCUUAAGCUUGGGAUUGCCCACAUCCUAUCAGAAGGCGGGUUUGCGUCCUGGCUAUACUAUGUCAGAAUCCAAUUUCCCACUCAUGUGCCAGGGAAGGUAGUGCAUGAUGGACCACAUGCAUGAGUCCCAAUCCACACCCUUCAGAGGCCCAGAUGGAGUUCUGGGCUUCUGGCUUUGUCCUGGCCAAUCUUCAGCUAUUGCAAGCAUUUGGGAAGUGAAUCACUGGGUAGAAGAUCGCUCAAUCUCUCCUGAUCACUCUACCUUUCAAAUAAAUGAAUAAAUCUUUGACAAAAUUCACAGGCAAUUUUGUGACAUAUGCUACAGAAACUCUGACAAUUAUGUUGUACAAGAGAAUCCUAGGAAUUACUCCUCCUGUCUAAAGAAAACUUUGCAUCCUUUGACAAACAUGUCCCUUCUUCCUGAGAACUCCCUUGCUUCAGUCUCUGGUAAUCAUCAAUCUGCUCUACCGUUAUGAAUUCAACUCUCUGGGUUCCAUGUAUAAGU
This is a messenger RNA of Oryctolagus cuniculus (rabbit), 4949 nucleotides long. The record is from RefSeq and is a predicted model, not a curated record. Lineage: Eukaryota; Metazoa; Chordata; Mammalia; Lagomorpha; Leporidae.